This is a messenger RNA of Sclerotinia trifoliorum, 994 nucleotides long. NCBI's taxonomy places the organism in Eukaryota, Fungi, Ascomycota, Leotiomycetes, Helotiales, Sclerotiniaceae. The record is from the annotation of a GenBank genome assembly.
UACACUUGUAUAUACUACCGAAGAAUCCCACAAAAUCAUAUUUCUUUUAAAUUCCUUUCUACCAAACACUUGCAGAUCCUAUAUCCUCAACACCAAUCAUCAUCAUAUCGAAUAUAUAUCCUAUUUCACUCACCCGACCAAACGAUUCAUUAUUACAAUCCUACGAGACAUACACCAUGAAUUACUCACUCUCCUCCCACACCGCCACACUCAGGCCCACGACAUCAUCACUCGUGGGUUCUUUGAUUUCCCUUCCUGCAGCAACAGCAAUAGUAACAGCAACAGCAACAGCAACAACCACAGCCACAGCCACAGCCGAAAUACUCCUACCCAUAGACACAAACACAACUUCCGACCACAGCCACAGAGACAUAACCAACUACUUCAUCACAAAGAUGUCAACUUGGCUUGGAUUAGCCUUCACACUCAUAUACAUUGCGAUCCUUAUAAUCAGAGUUUACAAAGAGAUCAAGUGCUGUUUAGAGAUCUCUAUUCCUAAAUAUAGAAAUAAAAACCCAAGAGAGAAUUCAGAAGAAGGAGGAGUAAAGGACCACAAAUCCACAGUCGGAUCACAAAUUUGCGAGGAAAAGUAUCAAAAUGAUGCAUCUGGCAUGACUGGAAUUCGAACUCCAAAGCAGGAUUCUGUUAAUGCUAUUGAUUCCCGGAAUAUGGUUCAAUCUUCAGAAGAAUAUUAUGACACUAAGAAGAAUGAAUAUCUUGCUUAUUUGCAAGGGACUUUGAAAACUCCCUGGCUUUUGCCUUCUAAUAAUACGGUGGAAAGUAUGAUGGAGGAGGGAAGGUGCAAGUCGGCUCCGAGAUCUUGACCUGUGGGGUAGAAUACUUUGGUUUGAGGGAUGUUUGAGGAGGGAAUAGAAUGUAGGGGAGAGAUGGAUAGCUGUAUGUAUAUGAGGAAUGGGAUGGAUCUUCAAUAUCUGCCAGAUUUAUCGGUAUAUUAGAUUUGGAUUUUCCAGAGUAUUAGAAUACAGACGAGCCU